This is a messenger RNA of Scleropages formosus (Asian bonytongue), 1019 nucleotides long. It is a transcript of the gene ddrgk1, whose product is annotated as DDRGK domain containing 1. Bases 48 to 941 code for a protein of 297 amino acids. Gene Ontology annotation, molecular function: ubiquitin-like protein ligase binding. Lineage: Eukaryota; Metazoa; Chordata; Actinopteri; Osteoglossiformes; Osteoglossidae. The transcript has 9 exons. The record is from RefSeq and is a predicted model, not a curated record. Gene Ontology annotation, biological process: protein K69-linked ufmylation; cartilage development; negative regulation of IRE1-mediated unfolded protein response.
UUUUUCCGCGUUUAGCGUCACGUGACAGGGGUGCGACAACAGCAGCGAUGGACUUGGUGGUGCUGUAUCUCGUGGCCGCGGCCGGUUUGAUUUCGCUGAUCCUUCUUGCGGUUAAACUGCGAGGACACCCCGCGGCAGCUGCCCGGGAACAGCAGAAUGGCGUGCCAGCUCGAGCAGUGGCGCACCGCCCGGUGGCGGAGGAUCGGGGCGCUGACAUGCCACGGCGGAGGAGGAACCUCAACAGCAGAGUGAUGGCACAGCGGCGCGCCCAGAGGGACGCAUCAGAUGAAAGUGACGUGGAGGUGGAAGCAGAAGAGGAAGUGGAACUGCAGCCUCAGGCUGCAGGGAAAGUGGGGGCUAAGAAACAGAGGAAGCUGGAGGAGAAGCAAGCCAGGAAGGCCCAGAGAGAGGCUGAAUUAGAGGAGAGAGAGGAACGAAGGAGAAUGCAGGAGCUGAGAGAGCAGGAGAAACGAAAGGAAGAUGAGAAGCAACGGCUUCUGGAACAACGAGAGGAGGAGGAAGAACGCAGGGCAAAGGAGGAGCAGGAGAGGAGGGAGGAAGAGGAGUACCAACGACUGAAAGAGUCCUUUGUGAUCGAAGAACAGGGAGUUGCUGAGGAGCUCACUGAACAAGAGUCCCACAACUUGCUGCAGGAGUUCAUCCAGUACAUAAAGGAUUCCAAGGUGGUCCUGCUUGAGGAUCUUGCUUCACACUUUGAGAUGCGCACACAGGAUGCCAUCUCCAGACUGCAGGACCUUAUUGCAGAUGGUUCCCUCACAGGAGUGAUAGACGACAGGGGAAAGUUCAUCUUCAUCACGCCAGAGGAGCUGAGAGCUGUGGGCAACUUCAUCAAGCAGAGAGGUCGAGUGUCCAUCACAGAGUUGGCCCAGGCGAGCAACUCACUCAUCAACUUGAACCCGGUGGAACCCAGCACUGCUUGAGGCAGACUGCCUGAAGAUUGCUCCACACACAGCCUCACGCCCUCAUGCAUUCACACCUUUGAGAAUACUCUAAUAAAA